This is a messenger RNA of Verticillium dahliae VdLs.17, 1941 nucleotides long. Its product is annotated as dihydroxy-acid dehydratase. The coding region runs from base 1 to 1941 and encodes 646 amino acids. Lineage: Eukaryota; Fungi; Ascomycota; Sordariomycetes; Glomerellales; Plectosphaerellaceae. The transcript has 5 exons. The record is from RefSeq and is a predicted model, not a curated record. Gene Ontology annotation, molecular function: hydro-lyase activity.
AUGGCCUGCGAGACACCGUGCAACGGCUGCACGCAGCAGUGCGAUGACAAGCCCCUCGCUGAUAUUGAAGAUUACACGGCUGAGCUCGAAAACCUGCGCCUUCGGUCAAAAGAGCUCGAGGCCCUCAUCUCGUCCAAGACGCCAGCCCAGCGCCGUGGCAAGAAGCCCUUCCGCUCGUCUCAGUGGUUCAACCGCACCGAUGACCGCGGAAUCAGCUUAGCCUACAUGGACAGGCAGCUCAACUACGGACUGACGACGGAGGAGCUCAAGAGCGGAAAGCCCAUCAUCGGCAUCGCCCAGUCCGGCUCCGACCUCUCGCCCUGCAACCGCCAUCACUUGCAGCUCGCCAAGCGAGUCAGGGACGGUAUCAUCAGCGCUGGCGGCAUCCCGCUCGAAUUCCCCACGCACCCCAUCCAGGAGACGCUGCGCCGGCCGACGGCCACCCUCGACCGCAACCUGCUGUACCUGGGUCUCGUCGAAAUUCUGCACGGCUAUCCACUCGACGGUGUAGUUUUGACGACGGGCUGUGACAAGACCACACCUGCAAUGCUUAUGGCUGCUGCGACUGUCAAUCUCCCCGCCAUCUGCCUCAACGUAGGACCAAUGCUCAAUGGCAACCUCCAAGCCGAAAAGAUCGGCACAGGCACCAUCAUGUGGAAAGCGCGUGACCUCUACGGCGCCGGCAAGCUCGAUGCAGACGGCUACCUCGACAUGGUGUGCGCUGGCUCACCGUCACCAGGCCACUGCAACACCAUGGGCACGGCGUCGACCAUGAACGCUCUCGCCGAGGCCCUCGGCAUGGCACUACCGGGCAGCGCCACCAUCCCCGCCGUGUAUCGCGAUCGGUCGCAGGCAGCCUACCGUACAGGCUUGCAGAUUGUCGAGAUGGUUGAGGCCGACCGACGCCCGUCCGACAUUAUGACGCGCGAGGCCUUUGAGAAUGCCAUUGCCGCCAAUACGGCCAUUGGCGGCAGCACCAACGCGCCCAUCCACCUCAACGCCGUUGCCAAGCACAUGGGCGUACCGCUGCACCUCGACGACUGGGACCGCAUCGGCUACGAGCUCCCGCUUCUCGUGAAUGUUCAGCCGGCAGGCGAGAUGCUGUGCGAGGAGUACUACCGAGCCGGUGGCCUGCCAGCCGUGCUGGCCGAGCUCGUGGGUGCUGGCAAGCUGCCACACCCUGGAGCGCUGACAUGCAACGGCCGGACCAUUGGCGACAAUGUUGCGGCACACGGCCCCUCGUGGGACAGGGCGACGAUCAAGGCGUUUGACGCACCGAUGAAGAAGAACGCCGGGUUUCUGCACCUCACUGGUAAUCUCUUCGACUCUGCCAUUAUGAAGACAUCAGUCAUCUCGGCCGGGUUCCGCAAGGAGUUCCUCGAGGACCCCAACGACCCCAACGCAUUCGAGAGCAAGGUGGCUGUCUUUGACGGACCCGAGGACUACGAGAAGCGCAUCGACAUUGCCGAUAUUGACAAACGAACUAUCCUCGUUAUGCGCUACGUCGGACCCAAAGGAUACCCUGGCGCGGCCGAGGUUGUCAACAUGCAUGCGCCACCGAGGCUGCUCAAGCAGGGCAUCCAGGACCUGCCAUGCAUCGGCGACGGACGACAGUCCGGUACCUCGGGCUCGCCGUCGAUCCUAAACGCGACACCCGAGGCGGCUGAUGGCGGCAAUCUGGCGCUCCUUCAGGAUGGUGACAGGCUGCGUGUCGACCUCAACAAGCGUCGAGUUGAUAUGCUCAUCUCGGACGACGAGUUGAAGGCGCGGCGCGCGGCGCACGAAGCAAAAGGCGGUUAUCACGGUCCACCAAGCCAGACGCCCUGGCAGGACAUCUUCCGGCGUGAGGUCGGUGGUCUGAGCGAGGGCAUGGUGAUGAAAGAGUCGAUCAAGUUUCAACGAAUCGCUCAGACACAGCCCAUCCCGCGGGACAAUCACUGA